Hemicordylus capensis (graceful crag lizard) is the source of this 714-nucleotide messenger RNA. It is a transcript of the gene CLDN16, whose product is annotated as claudin 16. The transcript is spliced from 5 exons. Gene Ontology annotation, molecular function: structural molecule activity. The record is from RefSeq and is a predicted model, not a curated record. Lineage: Eukaryota; Metazoa; Chordata; Lepidosauria; Squamata; Cordylidae. Gene Ontology annotation, biological process: bicellular tight junction assembly; cell adhesion. Gene Ontology annotation, cellular component: bicellular tight junction; plasma membrane. Bases 1 to 714 code for a protein of 237 amino acids.
AUGAAGCACCUUCUCCAGUACCUGGGCUGCUUUUUCGCCUUCUUCUCUGCUGGCUUUCUGAUCGCAGCCACCUGGACUGACUGCUGGAUGGUGAACACCGAUGACUCCCUGGAGUUGAGUGCGUCAUGUCGUGGCCUGUGGUGGGAGUGCGUCACCAACGCCUUUGAUGGGAUCACCACCUGUGAUGAAUACGACUCCAUAUUUGCUGAGCACACUGUGAAACUGGUCCUGACCCGAGCAAUGCUGAUCACAGCUGACAUCCUGGCGGGCUUUGGAUUCACCUUCCUUCUCCUGGGCCUUGACUGUGUGAAAUUUCUAACCGAUGAGCCCAGCAUCAAGACACGCAUCUGCUUCAUCUCCGGAUUAGCGCUGCUAAUUGGAGGUGUCCCAGGGCUCAUUGGCUCCGUCUGGUAUGCCAUCGGGGUUUACGUGGAACGCUCCACUCUGGUCUUGCACAAUGUCUUUGUGGGCAUCCAGUAUAAAUUUGGGUGGUCCUGCUGGCUUGGGCUGAGUGGCUCUCUGGGGUGCUUCUUGUCUGGUGCCUUCUUAACCUGCUGCAUGUAUCUCUUCAGAGAUCUUGGAUCAGGAAGAUACCUUUCCUCCAGUUCCUUACGGAAGGCUUAUUCCCCUCCAGGAGUGACUGUGGCCAGCCUCUACCAUCCAUCUUCCCAGACUGCCACCGCCAAAAUGUAUGCGAUGGACACCAGAGUGUGA